ACUCCCUAUCACCUUGCUUUGCUAUGCCUGGAGGUGUUUUGAUAACAGCCAUGUCCCUGGGCUGGCAGAUAGCCGUGGUGUCAGUGCUGUCUCUGUGCUGAUGACACAGUAUUGAUGAUACAGCUUGAGACUCCAGACCAAACUGAAGUCAUCACUGAACAACUGACCUGUGGAUGAGCCCACAUGGGAGCACAUACACCUUGAGGCAUCUGUGGCCACAGGUAAACAAUCCUGUGUGUUUCUUCGUGUGCCUUGACCCAAGUAUGAUGAAGAGCAAGUUAAUUUGCAGAUACAGAAGAGGAACGAACCUAUCAGACUCCAGUAGAUGAUCCAUGUGAGAAAACUGGUGCAAUCCCUGAUGAGCCAUGAUAGCAAGAACCCUAAGGGAACUGUAACUCACAGGCAGCACCUUUGCAGGAGAAGGGCACAGCUGGAGCAGUCUGCAAGGGGCCAGCAUGUGACAUGCAGGAUACACAAAAACAUGGAACUAGAUGAGCUCUCCUGCUCCUGCCAUGUCCACUCCACUGGAGGAUGCCAUGAACACCUUCAUCAGGAUUUUUCAUCACUACUCUGGCAAAGAAGGUGACAGAUACAAGCUGAGCAAAAGAGAGCUCAAGGAACUCCUCACCAGGGAGCUCACUGACUUCCUUUCUGGCCAAAACGAUCCUCAUCUUGUUGAUAAGAUUAUGAACGAUCUGGAUUCCAAUAAAGACAAUGAAGUGGAUUUUAAUGAAUUUAUGACUCUGGUUGCAACUCUGACUGUGGCUUGUAACGAUUUCUUUGAAGAACAGCUAGAAGAAGGAUUUUAAUGAUGCUGCAUAAAAUCGGUCUUCUGGUCACAAAUGCAAUGAACCGUGACUAGUUAGGUAGUGCUCAUUAGCAUUUGGUGAACACAAACCAUCAUCACUCCAAUUGCUACAGCUGCAAAACUCUUGUGGACCAGAUCAGCAGCUGGUGUAAGCUGGACCAAAGGCAGCUUACACUA
This is a messenger RNA of Centrocercus urophasianus (Greater sage-grouse), 985 nucleotides long. RefSeq names its product S100 calcium binding protein Z (gene S100Z). Gene Ontology annotation, molecular function: calcium ion binding. Gene Ontology annotation, cellular component: cytoplasm. The record is from RefSeq and is a predicted model, not a curated record. NCBI's taxonomy places the organism in Eukaryota, Metazoa, Chordata, Aves, Galliformes, Phasianidae. The transcript is spliced from 6 exons. Bases 492 to 809 code for a protein of 105 amino acids.